Messenger RNA from Pedinophyceae sp. YPF-701, 1026 nucleotides. The record is from the annotation of a GenBank genome assembly. NCBI's taxonomy places the organism in Eukaryota, Viridiplantae, Chlorophyta, Pedinophyceae.
AUGCCGGCACAGGUCGCGGUGCACGUGCGCGGAACGAACGGAGACGCAGCCGCGGACCUCGCCUCCGCGGUGGAGCGCACCGCAGGCGGAGCUGUCGUCGCCGCCGCCGCGACGCCGUCCGACUUCGCCAUGCUGGACUCCUUCCGCGCGGACGACUUCUUCGCGCACCUUCCCGGCGACUGCAACCUCGGGCAGGUCCUGCUGACCUCCCCCAAGAUCGACUCCACCCAGAGCCUGCUCCAGGCCUGCAGCAAGCUCCUCCCGACGGGCACCGCCUUCGUCGCAGACACCCAAGACAGCGGCCGCGGCCGCGGGUCGAACGCCUGGACCACUCCGCGCGGCUGCCUCGCGGUGUCGCUGCUGCUGCGCUUCGGCCAGGACUUCGGCGGGCUGCGGGCCUCGCUCGUGCAGCACGUGGCGUGCCUGGCGGUCGUGCGGGCGCUCCGCGCGGAGGCCGUGGCGCGCGGGUGCCCGGAGGCGGCGAGGAAAUUCGUCAUCAAGUGGCCGAACGACCUGUACGCCGACGGCGUGAAGAUCGGGGGGGUGUUGUGUCAGGCCACGGGGGGCGGUGCGUCGGGGUUCACCAUGGUGACGGGCAUCGGGCUGAACGUCCUCAACAACGAGCCCACGACAUGCGUGCAGGAGGUCAUCCGGCGGUGCAUCGAGGCGUCGGGCGACACCCUAGAGAGCCCCGUGUCGCGCGAGUCGGUCCUCGCGGGCCUUCUCGCGGAGCUGAGUCCCCUCCUGACUCAGCUGGCGGGCCCGGGGGGCUUCGAGUCGCUGCGGGGGGAGUACACCGAGUGCUGGAUGCACACUGGGCAGGAGGUUGCGCUGGACCCGGGCGUCGUGGUCGCGAUGAACGGGGCGGCGGCGCCACAGGAGGCGAUGCGCGCGACGGUCCACGAGGUCAGCAGCAUGGGGUACCUGAUCGCGGUGGACGGGCACGGGCGGCGGUACGAGCUGGUGCCGGACAUGAAUAGUUUGGAUCCGCUCUCGGGGGUUGUGCGCGCGAAGCAGACCGUGUGA